AUAGUGAGGGCCAAGAGAAGCCUCUCAUGCCCGCCUCACCCAGUGGGGCCUACGGUCCCUGGGGGCAUUUUUGCCUCAUUUGGUUCCUAUUUCGGCUACAUUGAAACUGAGCAACUUCCAGCGCCACCACCGCCAAGGGCCUCUCUUCUCUUCACCCCCUCCCCCUUUCCCGUGCGCCGUAUCCCUCCGCCUAGGCCUCCCAGCCCUUCACAGAGAAAGCGCCUUUCAGCAAAGCUGCCCGCCCACCCAUCCACCCCGCCUCUGCUGCUCCGACAUCUUCUUCGCUCGGCUUUCUAGUCCGUGGUUAGCUUUUCCCUUCCCUCUCUAGCGUGCUUGAGAACAGCGGCCAGGGCUCUCCGGGUAGGAGGGGGAAACACAUGCUAGAGUAGGAGACUUGGAGAAAGACUGUAAGGGGGUGUGCGCGCCCUGAGGGAGGCGGCUGGGACUCUUUGUCUCGGCGGAGGGAUCGCGUUCGCUCGCGCUGUGGCUGCCUGACGAGAGCAGCAGCAGCAGCAACGGCGCUGGUUUGGCGGCGGGUUUUGCUGCGAGUUGUUGUUUCCUCCUCCUGCCCGGGGCUUGAAUGGUGGAGCUGAGACUCUCGCUGCUCCUGAACAAACAGUGACAGCUACUGGGCGAGCGCGGUCUUCAGCUCUCGGGCCCCGCCGCCGGGGAGCUCGGCCUAAGCGAGCUGGGCUCCUCCGCUCGCCAUGUCCGGGGACGGCGGCGGCGAUAGCAGUAACAGCAGUGGCGGCAGACAUACGGCAGAGCUGCGAGCGGAGCUCUAUUUCCUCAUCGCUCGCUUUCUGGAGAACGGACCUUGCCAGCAAGCGGCUCAGGUCCUGAUCCGAGAAGUAGCCGAGAAGGAGUUGUUGCCCAAACGGACGGACUGGACGGGAAAGGAGCAUCCCAGGAGCUACCAGAGCCUAGUAAAAUAUUAUAGACACUUGGCACCUGAUCACCUACUCCAAAUAUGCCAUCGACUGGGACCGCUUCUAGAGCAAGAAAUUCCUCAGAGUGUUCCAGGAGUCCAAACAUUGUUAGGAGCUGGAAGACAGUCUUUGCUUCGCACAAAUAAAAGCUGCAAGCAUGUGGUGUGGAAGGGAUCUGCUCUUGCUGCAUUGCACUGUGGAAGACCUCCGGAGUCGCCAAUAAACUAUGGCAGUCCACCUAGUAUAGCUGAAACACUCUUUUCAAGAAAACUGAAUGGAAAAUACAGACUUGAACAACUUGUUCCGACUGCUGUAUAUCAACAUAUGAAAAUGCACAAGCGAAUCCUAGGACAUUUGUCUUCAGUAUAUUGUGUAACAUUUGAUCGAACAGGCAGACGGAUAUUCACUGGUUCUGAUGAUUGUCUUGUGAAAAUCUGGGCAACAGAUGAUGGAAGGUUGCUUGCAACUUUAAGAGGACACGCAGCCGAAAUAUCUGACAUGGCUGUUAAUUAUGAGAAUACCAUGAUUGCUGCAGGGAGCUGUGACAAAAUGAUCCGAGUGUGGUGUCUCCGAACAUGUGCCCCUUUGGCUGUUUUGCAAGGCCACAGUGCAUCCAUAACAUCACUACAGUUUUCUCCACUAUGCAGCGGCUCAAAGCGAUACCUAUCUUCAACUGGGGCAGAUGGCACAAUUUGUUUUUGGUUAUGGGAUGCUGGCACCCUUAAAAUAAAUCCAAGGCCAACAAAGUUUACAGAGCGUCCAAGACCUGGAGUCCAAAUGAUUUGCUCCUCUUUCAGUGCUGGUGGAAUGUUUCUGGCCACUGGAAGUACAGAUCACAUCAUUAGGGUUUAUUACUUUGGAUCAGGUCAGCCAGAGAAGAUAUCAGAGUUGGAGUUCCAUACUGACAAAGUGGACAGCAUUCAAUUUUCUAACACUAGUAAUCGAUUUGUCAGUGGAAGUCGUGAUGGAACAGCACGGAUCUGGAUGUUCAAGAGAAGGGAAUGGAAGAGCAUUUUGUUAGAUAUGGCUACUCGUCCCGCAGGUCAGAUUCUGCAAGGAGUAGAAGACAAAAUCACAAAACUGAAAGUUACUAUGGUGGCUUGGGACCGUCAUGACAACUCUGUUAUUACUGCAGUUAAUAACAUGACUUUGAAAGUCUGGAACUCCUUCACUGGGCAGCUUAUUCACAUCCUUAUGGGUCACGAGGAUGAGGUAUUUGUACUUGAGAGUCACCCUUUUGAUCCUAGAGUUCUCUUCUCUGCUGGCCAUGAUGGAAAUGUCAUCGUAUGGGAUUUGGCAAAGGGAGUAAAAAUCCGGUCUUACUUCAACAUGAUUGAAGGGCAAGGACAUGGGGCAGUGUUUGACUGCAAAUGCUCUCCUGAUGGCCAGCAUUUUGCAUGUACAGACUCGCAUGGUCAUCUUCUGAUCUUUGGAUUUGGCUCCAGUAGCAAAUAUGACAAGAUAGCAGACCAGAUGUUCUUUCACAGUGAUUAUCGGCCUCUCAUCCGUGAUGCCAACAACUUUGUGCUGGAUGAACAGACACAACAGGCACCACACCUCAUGCCUCCCCCAUUUUUGGUUGAUGUUGAUGGUAACCCUCAUCCAUCAAGAUACCAGAGAUUAGUUCCAGGACGUGAAAACUGCAGAGAGGAGCAACUUAUUCCCCAGAUGGGGGUAACUUCUUCAGGACUGAACCAGGUUUUGAGUCAACAAGUUAGCCCUUUGGACAGCAUGAUACAGAGACUUCAGCAAGAGCAAGAUCAGAGGCGCUCAGGAGAGGCUGGAACUAGCAAUACCAACAGAGUUGGCAGGGGCUCUGUAAACUCUACCUCAGAGGUACAUUCACCACCAAAUGUGGGAUUAAGACGCAGUGGACAAAUUGAAGGUGUGCGACAAAUGCAUAGCAAUGCACCAAGAAGUGAAAUAGCUACUGAGCGGGACCUGGUGGCAUGGAGUCGAAGGGUUGUGGUGCCAGAGCUGUCAACAGGGGUAGCCAGUAGGCAGGAAGAAUGGAGAACAGCAAAGGGAGAAGAAGAAAUAAAGAUAUACAGGUCAGAAGAGAAAAGAAAACACAUUGCAAGUACUCCUAGAGAGAACAAAAUGCCGUCUUUACCUAAGGAAGAAGAGAAAGACAUUAACAUGCCAGGCACUUCCACAAGAAAGAGGAAGAAUCAUUCUCAUGAUCAUAUAUUAGAUGUUGGUGAUUCAAAAAAGCAACAGGCCAACCAGCAUAACUACCGUACUAGAUAUGCAUUGGAAGAAACUGCCAGGCCAAAUGAAGAUAUGGAAAAUGGAAGCAGUUCCUCAGAAGAGGGAGAAGUAGUUGUUGCCAGUGGUGGAACAUCUGAAGAUGAGAGGAAAGCAUGGCACAGUGAUGGCAGCUCUAGUGAUUAUUCUAGUGAUUAUUCUGACUGGACAGCAGAUGCUGGGAUUAAUCUACAACCACCAAAGAAAAUUCCCAAAAUUAAGACUAAGAAAGUAGAGAGCAGCUCAGAAGAUGAUGAUGGUCCUGAAAAACAAAGGCAAAAGCAAAUCAGAAAAGAAAGGAAAAAAGGUAUUGAAGACAAAGAUGGUCCAACAUCACCAAAGAAAAGGAAACCCAAAGAGAGAAAACAAAAGAGGCUGGCCGUGGGAGUGUUGGCAGAAAAUGGCUUGACAUUGGAAGAAUGGCUGCCUUCAGUGUGGAUUACAGAUCUUGUUCCCCGCAGAUGUCCAUUUGUACCACAAAUGGGAGAUGAGGUUUAUUAUUUCCGACAAGGCCAUGAAGCAUAUGUUUUAAUGGCAAAGAAGAACAAAAUAUAUAGCAUUAAUCCCAAGAAACAGCCAUGGCAUAAGAUGGAACUACGGGAACAAGAGCUCAUGAAAAUAGUUGGAAUAAAGUAUGAAGUUGGGCUGCCUACACUUUGCUGCCUUAAACUUGCUUUUCUUGACCCAGAUACUGGUAAAUUGACUGGAGGAUCUUUUACAAUGAAGUAUCAUGACAUGCCAGAUGUUAUAGAUUUCCUAGUCUUAAGGCAGCAGUUUGAUGAUGCAAAACACAGACGAUGGAACAUAGGUGAUAGAUUUAGAUCAGUAAUUGAUGAUGCCUGGUGGUUUGGAACAAUAGAAAGCCAAGAACCUCUUCAGGCUGAUUAUCCUGACAGCUUGUUUCAGUGCUACAAUGUCUGUUGGGACAAUGGAGAUGCUGAGAAAAUGAGUCCUUGGGAUAUGGAGCCUAUACCAAACAAUGGUAUGUGUCUACUUUCCCCUAGAUGUACAGAAAGGAGACAGAACUUACUGUCUGUGUUUCCAGAGGAGCUUGGAACUAGUGUUCCUUUAACUAAUACUGAAAGCAGAUCAUUAAUCUACAAACCUUUGGAUGGAGAGUGGGGUUCCAGGACUCGCGAUGAUGAAUGUGAAAGAAUAAUUUCAGGGAUAAACCAGCUGAUGACUCUAGAUAUUGCUUCUGCUUUUGUGGCGCCUGUGGAUUUCCAAGCUUAUCCGAUGUAUUGCACUGUCGUUGCAUAUCCUACUGAUCUCAGUGCAAUCAAGCAAAGACUGGAAAAUAGGUUUUAUAGGCGACUUUCUUCACUUAUGUGGGAAGUUCGGUAUAUUGAAUAUAAUACACGGACAUUCAAUGAACCAGGAAGCCCCAUUGUUAAAUCUGCCAAGUUUGUCACAGACCUCCUGCUACACUUCAUAAAAGAUCAGGCUUGCUAUGACAUAAUCCCACUGUAUAAUACCAUGAAGAAAAAAGUCUUGUCUGAUUCAGAGGAGGAAGAAGAGAAAGACAUUAACAUGCCAGGCACUUCCACAAGAAAGAGGAAGGAUCAUCAGCCAAAGAGGAGGUUGCGUAACAGAGCUCAAUCAUAUGAUAUUCAGGCAUGGAAGAGACAAUGCCAGGAAUUGUUGAAUCUCAUAUUUCAGUGUGAGGAUUCUGAACCUUUUCGCCAACCAGUGGAUCUUCUUGAAUAUCCAGAUUACAGAGACAUUAUUGAUACGCCGAUGGAUUUUGCCACUGUUCGGGAAACGCUAGAAGCAGGGAAUUAUGAAUCACCAAUGGAAUUGUGUAAAGAUGUGAGGCUAAUCUUCAGCAACUCCAAGGUUUAUACACCAUGCAAAAGAUCAAGAAUUUACAGCAUGAGCCUGCGUCUCUCUGCCUUCUUUGAAGAACACAUUAGUUCCAUCUUAUCAGAUUACAAAUCAGCUUUGCGUUUUCAUAAAAGGAGCACAAUUAAAAAGAGAAGGAAGAAAAGAAGUAGAAGCAGUUCUCUUUCUAGUAGUGCUGCAUCAAGUCCUGAUAGAAAACGAAGAUUAAUAAAACCACAGCAGAAAACUGAACCCACUGCUGCACCUUCACCCUCUGCACCUUCACGUUCAACAUCCUUGAGAAAUGUUGCUGCUCAGAUGAAUGGAAAAGCAGCUGACUCGGCGACUUUGGUCCGAACAAGGAGUACUAGGGCAGUAACAGAAAUGGCUGUUAAUGAACAACCAUCAACUUCUUCAUCAGGAGGAAAGCCUUUAAAUGUGAAACCUAGUGCAACUGUUACAUCAGGGAAAUCAGUACUAGAGAAUUCCACCAAACAUUCCAAGCAGAAUAUAUUGCUAGCCCCUAAUCAGACCAAUUACACUCAUAACACUAGGAAUAAUACUGCAAGAGAAAAUGUGGAGAAGGAUAAACAAAUUAAACGUAAACCAAAAUCUGCCACUCUCAGCCCACAAGCAGAUUGCAAGAAUAAUGCCAUAGCUUUGGCAUCAGGAAGCAUCCAAGUAAAUGGACAUGGGGGACAGGCUUCAAAACCUGCCUUUAAGAGGGGUCCUGGACGAAAACCCAAGAUUGAAAGUAACAACAGUAACUGUGAAGUAGUACACAAGAAAAGAGGGAGGAAACCAAAAAACCUUUUACUUGCUCAGCAAAAGAAUUUAGGGCAGGAUACAAUGCAAACUCCUAAAGACUUGACAACCACUGAGGAAGCAUCUGUUUCCACUGCAUGCAAUUCUGUCUCUGAAAAUAAUGUGAAGGAAGACUUGUUACAAAGAAAAGGGCGAGGAGGCAGAAAGCCUAAAAGAAAGCCAGAGGCACAGCAGCCAGGAUUAGAACUUACAUUUUCUGCAGAUCCUAAGAUUCAGACAAGAAGCAAGAGGAAAAAGACAGAUGGGCCUAUUGAAGAAGAGCACGAGGAACUUAAGGAUUCUGAACCCCACAUGAGAACUAGAAACCAGGGUAGGAGGACAGCUUUUUACAAUGAAGACGACUCAGAGGAGGAGCAAAGACAGCUGUUGUUUGAAGAUACUUCUUUGACUUUUGGGACAUCUAGCAGAGGCAGAGUCCGCAAGUUGACUGAAAAAGCAAAGGCUAAUCUAAUUGGUUGGUAACCAGCAUUUAAAAAUGCUAAUAAACAAGUACAGCUGAGGAAUUAGUAGAACUAAGGAUAUCUGCUUUCUGCUGCUAUUUACAGAUGAGAAUAUGUUCUGAUUUGAAAAAAGUAGAGCAAAAACAAACUGAACAUUUCUUUGAAAGAAGUAUGUAUUUUAAACUUUUGCUAUUUAUUGCCCUCCAAGUAGGUUAUGCAUUUCAGUUCACUUUGUUCAAUUGGUAUCAAAGAUUGUAUAAAUGAAAUUCUUGAUUUGCAGAAAAGUUACUGUGAUUUUGGACAGUACAUAACCGUUAUUUGAUUAAAAUUAAUAGACUUUUUAAUGUAACAGACUGAGAACAGAACUAUUUUUGAAUGAGCAAGGUACAGUACAUUUGUAUAGAGUGUAGUAUCUGUGUUUUGCAGGAUAUUACCGGAGUGUGGCAGUAAAUGCCAUUGAGAACAAAUGCAAAAUUCAAAACUUUACUAAUAAGAUGUUCCAUUUCAGUAAUGAUUGGGCACACAGCUCUGUACAAACAAAUCUAGUGCAGGUUGUUUUAUCUAGGUUCAGCCAGAGAGAGAAAUCACACUAUAUAGAUAUAUAUAUCCACAUUGGAAAAAGUUUGACUAAUAUGUCUAAUUUUUCAGACCUUCAUUAUCAAUAAAAUCUGUUUAUUGUGCCAAAGACUGAGAACCGGUGCAGUAGAAAAGUUCUGAGUGUCAGUGCAGCAUACACUUUUCAAUUAUGCUUAUGAUUCCGUGUUCUAAAUAUACAUUGCUCUGAAAAAUUAUAUCUACUGGUACUUUGUAGUAAAAACAAUUAAUGCACUGGUGGGAUCCUUUGACAGGCAAAAAUUAUAAAUGGGUUAAAGGAUUCAAGGAAACUGCAGGAAAAGUGUGGGAUUCUUAUGUUUGCGAUGUGAUCAGAUUGUUUUUACAAAUUGUGCUAAACUGACUAAAAUUCAAAAAAGUGUAUGUGUAUGUAUAUGUUAUGUACACACGCACAUAAAUAUAUACAAUAUUACCCAGGAAUAAUUUUUUCAGGACUUUUUAGAUAAUACUAGAUAAGAAUUUUAAAAUGUCAUACUUUUAUUUUAGGGGGAAGAUUGGUUAUUUUCAAUUAUUAAAGAUCAAAAGGCCAAAUCACUUUUUAUGCAAUCAUGUUUUAUACAGUGUUCUCAUUGCACAUUGUUUUUCUGCACUUUUUACAGUGUACUUAUCAAGCUGACAUAAGUCAAUAUAUACACCCUAAAGGAAAAUCCCACUUAAUGAUUGUGCCUUGUAUUCUAUUAUUUCGUGCAUCUUUAGUAAACUUAAGUUGUCUAUUGUAAAUGAUGACUAUAUGACUUAGGGGAAUGUAUUGCUGUAUGUACUGCUAUGGAAAAAGAAACAGUUAUUUAUUUGUUUAUGGUACAUUUACUUAUUUUAUAUCUUUAAAGCAAACUUUAAUACAAUUUCUAUUGUUUAAAAGUAUAGUUCAAUUUAAAAGAAAACAAAAUACAUUGUUAAAACAGUUGCAUGGUACAAAAAUGUAACACAUUCCAUUUAACACCCUUUGAGGGAAACAGGUGUACAAAAGAGGGGUAUUUUUUUAAAAAAUGCCUUAGCCUUGAUCUAGAGAUGCAGGUGUGCAGCAUUUGGUUGCCUAUCUGUCCAAGAGACAGUUGGUGCUGUCAACUUUAACACUGCAACCUAGCUAUUUGUAGGGUAAGGAUCUCAAUCUAACCUCCCAAGCUUCCACCAGUGCAAAAAGGUUAAGGGGGUUCCUUUUCCACCCCUCCAAAUAGAUUAUUGGCUGUAUCAAAGAUGGCAGCAUUGCCUGUCUCUUUGGUGUUACAUGUAGUUUCCAGUGCAGUUUUGAGAACUGUGGAUAGAUCCAACUUCAGGAGCCUUGUAUAGAGCCAGCUUCAGGAGCCAUGUGUAUAACACUGCUUUGUGCACAGGAUUCUCUAUUCAAUAGUGCACACAUGCAGACAUGUUGUUCACACUGGAUGGACAUCUGAGGUUUAAGACUAAUCUUUUUUUUUAUCUCUUACCCAGUAAAGAACUUGUUUAUUACAAAUGGUUCUUAAAAUGCAUUUCUGAUUUUUAUCACAAAUAUUCAUAAGCAAAAAGAUUAUUCACUUUUAUUUGAAGUAGCCAGUUUAGAAUAUUUUGGGGCAUAGAAGAUUUUGUUUCGCAAAAUUCAUUACCUCACUAUCUUUUUAUAUUAAAAAAGUGAUCCAUAUUUGUUUGGCAUUUAAAAAAAUAGCUUCAUCUAAGAUAGUAUUUCCAAAAUCAUGGUUUACAGUGGAAUAAUCAGAAUUCUACUGGCACAAGUCCCCCUUGGAGAUCUAUUUUCAUUGGUAUUUUAAAUAAUAGUACAUGAAAUCCCAUAAUGAUGGUUAUGGGAUUUUGGAUUUGGACAUAUUCUUAAACAAAAUGUAUUCUUACUAAUAUUGUAGGCAUUAAACAUGAGCAUAUUUCAGCAGACUUCGUACAGUGAUAGUUUGUUUCAUAUUUCACAACAGAAGCAUUAUAGUAGAUUUAACUUGUCCGUUUUAAAAAAUUUCACUGUUGAUGAAGGCAACCAGUUUCAAAUGUGUGAUUUCCUGAUGUUAUCUGCAUUGUUAUAUAAAAGAAAUUGCAAAGCAAACAUGAAGCUCCAUUACUGUAGUUACUCCAUUUAUAGCUAUGUCCCACUUGGCAUAUAUUUAUGUAUAUACUUGUAUACAUCAAGUAUGUGUAUGUAAUGUUCAAGAAUGGAAUAAUACACAUAACGAUCUUAGUGUCUGAAAAUUACACAUUUCAAAACCAGAAGAAUCGAAUCUUAUUUGUAGCACACAAAUGUAUUGUUCCCCAUUCAUGUACAGUCUGUACUAAGAACUCAUGUUGACCUUAUUUUUCUAAUAUUAUUUUGGUAAUACAUUUGUGUAGAAACAACACUUAAAACUGUAAUUGUUUAGCUAGGGUUGCUAAAUAAGUGCUUAGGUUGCAUCAGUUUGACUUAAAUUACUGUCGUUGGUUAGAUUUGACUGAUCUGCAGAAAUUUUAUUGUACCAACACAGAAGAGAGUUUUUGAUUUAGCGCAUUUUAAUAUAAGCAAUAAAUACUGGUUCAGUAACUAUGGGGAAAAACUGUAAUGAAAUGUGUUAUGAAUAAUACUGCUACAAGCAAAAUGUAAUAUUUAUUUUCUGGCAUAUUUAGAUAGAGAAUACUAUGAAGACACCACUUCUGUUUGUAAUUGCAGCUAUUUACACAAGCAAUUAUCUUAUAAACUUGGCAGUAAUGAAAAACAGUCUACUGACACAGCUUCUGAUACAGAGUGGUCCAUUAGUUCCAUAAUGUUGAUUGUUAAAUUAAUUCAAUAUUAACCAGUGGUUACUAUACAGGGGUGGCACGAUAGCAGCACAUUCCAUUUUCUUUGAUUGGGAAAUAGCUUAGUUUUCACGCCAGUAAUCAGUCCCUCAGACUUGUUUGGUAAAGCAUUGUUUAGCAGGUUUGAAUUUCAAUUGUUUCCCAGGAAUUAAGCUUGAAUUAUAUUGGGAUAUUGGGUAUUGAACAAAUGAUCUUUAUCAUUGUGCUGAAUGGUGAUGCAGCUUUACAGAAACCGUCUUCCUAUAGUGCUGCUGUGAUGUAAACUUGCACACAAUUAUUUGUACCACAAUGUCAGUUUAUACACAUAUGAACAUUUCAGUUGUUUAAUAUUACUUUUUAUUAAUCUUUGUAAAAUACUGAUUGAAAAGAACUCAUGCAGCAUGUAGUACUUCUCAACAUUUAAAAAUGGGCACAUACGUAGUUUCAGUACAUAAGUCAUAUGCUGUGUUACAAAACAAAUGUUCAUAAAAUACCAAUUUGAAUUUUGUUUCACAAGAUAGUUAAAAACCUCAGCUAGAGCCCCAUACACAUGCAGCUCUUGUGUGUUGAUUUCUGUGUAGAGACCCGAUCCCAAUGUUGUGAAGAAUGUGGAUCCUUUGCUUUGAAACAAAAGCUCUGCCCCCGUGUUCCAUCUAAUGAAGGUUCAUGAAACAAUCCAGUCAUGUUUUGCAUCCUCUGCAUGGAGCAGUGCAUGCAUUCCUGCUGCAGAUUCCUCCCCCCCCCCAUCAGCAGACUUCCCACAAGUGGAGAUCUGCACUUGUGGAACAACUGUACAUGCCUAAAUGUGUGUAAGGGACCGACUGGAUCGAGCCUUGACUACAUUUUGAUGUAUCUGAAUCUUGCACUUCAUGUAAUUGGACCUAAGCAUUCAUCUGAUAAAAGGGCUGUUCAGUUUCUGCUGUAAAUAAUGUACAUAUGUUUAUAAUUUGAAAAAGUUGUACAUUUCAUAUAUAGUGGCCAAGUCUGAAAAUUAUUUCUAAUACAACAAAAUCUGGUAUUGCAGUUUUAAUAUGUUAACUUUAUAUAAUUUGUGUUUUAAUCAAGAUAAUUUUAAUUACUAUUGGAACAGUGAAGCAAAAAAAUAAUUUUAGUGCUCUUAUUUUCCCAUUUUGGAAUGAAAGAUACCCUCUGUUUCAGGAAGGUUAUAUUUAUUGUAGGAAUUUUUUUUAAAAAAACUUGCUUUUAAAGAUCAAGCCCCAAAUCUGCAUUUUUUAAAAAGGUGAAUAAUUUAGGAGCAAUUUCUGUGAAAAAUCACUUCUCUUUUGAUACCAAAAAAGGGAGGCAGAUGCUAAAUAAAUGCAGAUAAUUGCAUCAGGACACUCAAAUGGUAUAAAUGCAUUUUGGUCAAUGAAAUUGUGCUAGAAAUUAUUGUACCUUUAAAGACAUAUGCACCAAACUUCUACACUUGCACAGAAGGCAUUUAACAUUGUGUAUUUAUCUGAGAUGCAUGUUUAAGAAGGAUAGGCUAUUGACACACCUUUCAAAGUUACAUUUUUGGACCAUUACACUGCAAAAACUUGAAAAGUUCUUGAGUGAAUACUUUAAAUCUUGCCACUUAAAUGUUGAGACAUAAUGUAGCGUGACUUAAGGUAACUGGAACAUUUAAGUUUGAAACUGACACAUUUUAAAGCUAUGCUUACUUUGUACAGUAUGGUAUGAAUCCCAAAAUGUUAAUGUAAUUUAACAUACAGUUUUACAAUUUUAGGUUUUAUCAAGGUUAAUUUCUUUUUCUUCUGCUUCAUCAAGUUAUAAAGUGCAGUCUCACACCUGGAUGAACAGUGCCCUUUUUGUACAUAUUGAUUGAAACGUUUAUUGUUAUGUGAAACACCUAAGUUGGUUUUGAUGAAUAAUACUUGGAAUCCUUUUAUACAAACUAGAAUGUAUGUGUAUGAAUUAAUGUCACUGCAAUGUAGUAACUAC
Rhineura floridana is the source of this 11539-nucleotide messenger RNA. It is a transcript of the gene PHIP, whose product is annotated as pleckstrin homology domain interacting protein. The transcript is spliced from 41 exons. Gene Ontology annotation, biological process: cytoskeleton organization; regulation of cell shape; regulation of transcription by RNA polymerase II. Lineage: Eukaryota; Metazoa; Chordata; Lepidosauria; Squamata; Rhineuridae. Gene Ontology annotation, molecular function: protein binding. The coding region runs from base 708 to 6284 and encodes 1858 amino acids. The record is from RefSeq and is a predicted model, not a curated record. Gene Ontology annotation, cellular component: nucleus.